AUGUCAGCUUGUGGCUCAUUUACAGAGCAUGUCUGGAAGCCAGGAGAAUGCAAGAACUGCUUUCAGCCCAAAGGCCAGCACCAGUUAUCAGCUCUUGGCAGAGGUGCUGGACAGCCACCUCCUCCUCCUCCACCACCUCCACCCUACCGAGCACAACAUACCAAAGUCAACCAAUGCCAGCGACCACGUACCAGCACUGGAUUCAGGCCUCCUGUGGCCAAGAAACCCACAAUUGCUGUAAAACCCACUAUGAUAGCAGUUGAUGGAGCUGGCAGCCAUCCUUUACAAGGUCAGGCCAGAUCACCCCUGCCUGCUCCAAACACCAGAACCCAAGCACUUCCUGUGGUUUGUAAUGAUGAUCGCACAAAUAACAACAUGGGGGCAGAGCAGAUAGUUGUCUCUAAUAACAAUCAUGUGGGUAGUAGUGGACUUACAGAAGUUUUGAAAGAGAUAGCUGGUUUAGGAGGUAGCCCAUUGGAACCUAUGCUUCAACCAGAAGGAACUCCUCGAGAAAAUUUUCUAUGUCGUAUCAACCAGUGUUAUAGACGAUCUUUAGAGAGAAAGCCAUCUGCCAGUUGUUUAUCUGGCAGUCAUCAUGAUGGAGGUGGGUCAAAGAAAAGUGUUCGAAGAGUAGCAGUAAGUGGAGAAGAAAGUGCAAUCAUCGGAAUGGAUGGUGGACGCUUCUGCUACCCAGAAUUCUCCAGUGGAGAUGAAAGCUGGGAUGAGGAAGAUGACGGCGACAGAGGAGAGCGGGAAAGCUGGGAAGAGAGUGACGAAGAACUGUUGGCCAUGGAGAUCCGUAUGAGGGGGCAACCACGUUUUGCCAAUUUACAAAGUGGCAGUUUAUCUCCAGUUCCAGGAAGACUAGGGAGAAGAGAGAAAUGGAACACUGUGCCAUUGAGACAAAAAUCACUGCAGAGGGUUUGUGCUGUGGAUUAUGAUGACAGCUAUGAUGAAAUUCUAAAUGGCUGUGAGGUCAUAGGAGAGGGUCAUGAAAUAAUUACCAUCUCUCCUUCUCCUGAUCCCUCAAUGGUGGAUUCUUUAUCUUGUCCUCCCUCAUCCUCAUCAUCAUCUUCUUCCUCCUCUUCCUCAGGGGGACUGUUUUGUAAUGGAAGUAUAGGGACAGAGAAAGCCUUGGGUCUUGGGCCAGAAGGUAUAAUGCAAGAUGUGAUUCAAGAUGCUGGUAUGGCUCAGGCAAAGCCUUAUCGUGUAGUGAGCUUGGAGCAGCCAGUCUGUAAGCCAUAUACAGUAGUUGAUGUUUCUGCUGCAAUGGCUGGUGAGAGUGCUUCCCGUGUAAACACAAAAGUUAAGUCAAGCUCUACCCGCUAUCAGGAAGUCUGGACAUCAAGCACUAGCCCUCGACAAAAUCUUGCAAAGACUGAGACAGCAGAAGCACCUAAUCGAAGUUGCUAUAAGUCAGCCCCAACCUCUCCUACUGCUGGAUUGAGUGCCCAUACUGUACCUGUUCGUUCUCCAAACUUGUCAGAAAUUAAAUUCAAUAGCUACAACAAUGCAGGGAUGCCACCUUUUCCUAUUAUAAUUCAUGAUGAACCAGAAUAUGCCCAUAGCUGCAAAAGCGCUGACAAAGUGCCCAUACUUAUUAACCCUAGUGCGUAUGAUAACUUAGCUAUUUACAGAAGUUUUGUGGGUGCUGGUGGAGUCUUUCCACCACCCCCAGACAAAGAAAAGAGACAGACAGGAAGUCAUACAUACGAGGAAAUAGAAACUCCUGCAAGAACAAAAAGAAAAGAAGAAUCUGCAGAUGUGGCUCUUCAUGAGACAAGUGGCUGUCCUAGGGAGAGUGCCAACCGUGUUUUGUCUCAGAUUGUGGCAUCCAUCCAGCCACCUCGCUCUCCACCAGAGGCUCUUACUCCCGAGUCUCACAGCAGUGAUGAACAUCGGCCGACAGAAACCCAGUCAGACCCAGAAGUCCCUCCAGGCUCCUUGGGAAGGCCAAAAACUUUAUUUUCCUCACACAGUGAAACUUUAGGGAAUGUUAAUUUAAACAAAACAUCUCCUGCACUAUCCAGUGAUGACAGCCCAACUGUGUCUUCCACAACAGAGCCUCUUCCACCUUUCCCACCUCCACGUUCUACUUCUUCACCCUACCAUGCUAGCAUGCUUCACAAACAUUUUGCAACUCGAGGGAAACAAGUGGGCACAAAUCGCCCAUCACCAACUGACACUGCAACACAGCCACGUAGGCCAGCAGAUGGCAAACCACGCCGUUGGAUAUCCUUCAAAAGUUUUUUCAGGAGGAAGAAAGAAGGAGGUGGUCAAGGAGGCUGUGAAGACAGAGGAGAUGAGGGUAAACUGUUGGGGCUAGAUGGUACAGUUAUCCACAUGCUUCCUCCACCACCAGUUCAAAGACACCAUUGGUUCAGUGAAAGCCGAGGAGAAGGUGGAGAAAAGCCAUCUAUUGUGUUCAUGUAUCGGUCAGAAAAUGAAGGAAUGGCCACAAGCCCACAGGAUAACAUGGAUGCUGAGACAAAGUCCAGCAGCACCCCAGAGGAAAUGCCUGCACAAGGCUCCCCUUCUUUAGCACCCAUGUUGCCCCCUUUGCCUAGUGAUCAGAAUGUGACGGACACUUCACCCACACCUGCUGACAGUGAUGGCCAGACUUGUGAAAAGCCAGAAGUUGUUUCUGACAGUUCAUCAGACUGCAGCCCAGGGGGAGCCACCUACAGCAACUUAGGUCAUUCUCGGGCAAAUAUGAUCCCUUACAAGCAGCCUCGGCAGACUCGUGGUGGAAGCCCUCCUGAAGAAUCAGAGCCACUUCCAUCUCCUCCUCCCCUUCCAAAGAAGAAUCAGACACCGCGUCAGUGCACACCAGACAGGACACCUGGGACAGUACUCAGCCUGGCCAAUCCCACGUAUGAUACAGAGCGCAGCUGGGAGGUUGGUGGAAAUGAGUCAGGAAAUUCUGUAGAAAAGCCCAAGGGUUCAGGAGGGAGAAUCGCAGAGCUACAAGCUGAGGCCCUUCGUCGCUUCUAUGCCCGUUGUGAGGACAUCUUCAUGGCAGGACAAAGAGAACCAGUCAACUUUGGAUUGGAGAGUUGGCCAGAUUUCCGACUAGCUAGUUCCACACCUUGUUGCCAGGCUGGAGAUGCUGUAUAUUACCGGGCGUCAUAUGCUCGGGACCCUGGGAAUCUUUAUGCUGUAAAGAUCUGCCGCAGCAAGUCUAAGCAAGCCCAGAGGGAAUAUUACCAUUGCCUGGCAGUACGGCAAGGCCUCACAGAACAUUUCAACAUCCAGCAGGAUUGUGGGCAAUUUCUGGCUGAAGUACCAGCUCGCUUGUUGCCUUGGGAGGAUCCGAAUGUAUCAGAAGAAGAGGAGGAUGAAGAAAAGAAUGGGGAAACUGUAGAAAAAUCUACAGAAAGAAAGGAGGCCCCAGGCAAGAACCUGAAGCAUUCUUCUUCUACUAAUCAAGGGUCACUGGGUAAACGGAGAAGUCGAGUGGUGGUGAUUACACGAGAACCCCCUAGACAGACACUUGCAGACUUUGUAAGGGAGGGAGACUUCCAGCACCGCAGGGAUCCAGAGAUGUAUGAAAGACAAGUGUGCUUACUGCUGCUUCAGUUGUGUGGGGCACUGGAGCAUUUAAAAGCGCAGGGAAUAACACACUGUGACCUUCGACUAGACAACCUUUUGCUUGCUAGCUGCCGCCCUGGUGAGACAAAGUGUAGCUGCUGUCGAAAGUCUACUACAGAGGAGCAAAAUGAGCACCCCAAGGACAAAGGUCCUUCUGAACAGAGAGCUUUUCCAUCAUGUGCUGGUCGACUGCUCCUCACCAACUUUAGCCAGGCUAAGCUGAAGAGCCAGAGUGUUUGGCGACCACAGGGCUUGGGGGAUCCAUCAAGAAUGGCUCCAGAGAUUGUGGGAGCAACACAGUACAGAAGGAGUGAUGAGUUCCAGACUGGGAUCCUCAUUUAUGAGCUGUUGCACUUAGCUAACCCCUUUCUAGAUGGAGGCUUAAAGGAGCGGGAAUAUGGACCUUGUGAUUUGCCAGCUGUACCACGUCGUUCUCCAUACUCACGUGGUCUAGGACGACUUGCAGGUCUUCUUUUGCAGCAUAGCCCUUCUGAUCGGUUACAGGUGGGGCACGCCAAGGCAGCUCUUCGCUGCUUAAUUUGGGGGGCCGCGUGAUGAUGUGCUGCAAGGGCCAGGAUCUCUACAUAACUGGUUAGAGGUGAAGAGGACAUUGCUCCUAAUAAAACUGGCAGAGCGAGCUCUUGAAAGAGAAGGUGGAGUGACUCUAGAGGACUGGUUGUGCUGUCAGUACCUGGCAUUUGGCACAGCCCAGGGACUGGCACAGACUCUACGGCUACUGGAACAAAACUGA
This is a messenger RNA of Staurois parvus, 4342 nucleotides long. The record is from the annotation of a GenBank genome assembly. NCBI's taxonomy places the organism in Eukaryota, Metazoa, Chordata, Amphibia, Anura, Ranidae.